Molecule: messenger RNA, 2933 nt
Organism: Cylas formicarius (sweet potato weevil)
Lineage: Eukaryota; Metazoa; Arthropoda; Insecta; Coleoptera; Brentidae
Gene: Rubicon
Product: run domain Beclin-1-interacting and cysteine-rich domain-containing protein
Exons: 8
Coding region: 202-2835 (877 amino acids)
Cellular component (GO): intracellular membrane-bounded organelle
Molecular function (GO): phosphatidylinositol phosphate binding
Source: RefSeq, a predicted model, not a curated record
GGACAACUGUCAGUGUACAUCCUUUAGUUUUUUAGUUUUAUUUGAAGGAUUGGAAGUAUAGGCAUACAAACAAAUAUAUGAGAUGUUAUUCUAAAUACUCCAACUCUUUAUUAAUUAGAAAAUAUUACAAAACACUUCUUCUAGAGCUGAUACCAAAGACAAUGCUUUAAAUAUAUUUAAGUUACAGUUGUUGGGAAUACCAUGAAUGAGAUACCUCUUUAUCAACAAUAUUUGCGGGAUUUAAAACAAACCGUAGAAGGACUGCUAGUCACCCAAGUUGCUAACGUGUGGUCAAUUUAUGGUGGUUUAAACAGACUUCAUGGGUGCUUCGAAAAUAUUUUUAGACAUGGAUGUAAGCAGUCGAAGGAGGAAGGUGGUUUUUAUAAUUUUAUCCAAGGUUUAGAGUGGCUGCAGCCAGAAACAUAUAAAUCUUACUUCAACAUAGAUUGUGAAUACAAGGCACAUAUUCCGCAACAUUUUAGGGAUGACAAAUGUCUUAUCUGGCUAUACCGAAGUCUAGAAACUCACUCUUUAUCUCAAAGAUUAUCGUGGCUACUUUCUGAUAAUACACACUUAUUAACCUGUUACCAGCCUACAUCAUAUUUAUGCCAAGAAAAAUAUGCUGAAGCAACUCUUAUUUGCUUAAGAGCAGUUGAAAGAAACCAACCUAGUUUAUUGUCAGAAAUAAAUCCAUGCCUUUUCCUUUACAAAACAAGAACAAAUGAUUUUGUAAGGAUUCAUAGGCGUUGUUCAUCAUUUCCUGGUAAUCAGAUAAAAAUUUUUGAACAAAAGACUAAAAACUCAGCUAAAUCUUUAAGGGGUAUUGUUGAAGGCAAUAGAUAUAAACAUCAAGAACACAAGAUUGUCAAAAUUCAUGGUAAACUUAAGCCCUGGUCCAGUUUACCCUCAUUGCUAGUUGAUAAUUUAAACAUUAACGAGAGAAAGUUUAUUGUGCAAAGUAGAACAACUCCUAAUACUCCCAUACAUACAAAACGUAUUUGUCCCAAUUUUCUAAAAGUAGAUUAUGAAGCAUUGCAGAAAGGUACUUUAAAGAGCAGUUUAAAGAGAUGUAGCACCAGGCAGAAGCAUGUUGGGGAAGUGAUUAUUCAAAAUUGCGAUAUUGUUGAGCAUGUGCCUUCACUCAGUAGCUCUCAUAGUAGUGGAAUUACAGUACAAAAUGAUGUUUUUCCUAGUUGUUCUACAGCUUCACCUAAAAGCUCGUAUAAUGUUUCUCAGUCUCCUUUGUCAAUGGUUGAAUAUAGUUUUUUGCCUAUGCCAGGUGAGAAAGACUUUCGGAAGAAACCUCACAAAUCCUUUAUAGAGGAUGGAGGGAUGAGUGUUCUCCCCAUGGCUACCGGAUACUUUCCAAAACCAACAAAAGGACAAACUCUAACAUCAUUCUUGACUUCAAGUCACUUUGCUAAAACUAAUGCUGAAUUGGACAAAGAAAAUGCUCAUUUCAAUAUAUCAGAAGCCAUAAUUUCUGCCAUGGAACAGCUGAAGUGCAAACGUGAUCUGAAAUUGGCUGAUGAACAACUGGAUGAGAGUGAUCCAGAGAUUUUGGAUUUGAAACAAAGGAUCAGGCUUAGAAGAAGACAGAAGAUAGUAGAGAAUCAGAGGAAACAGUGGUCUUCAAAUUUCCUAAGUGAUGGAAAAACUGAUACUACUACUACAGUCAGCCCAUGUUCAACACCGCCUGAUUCCUCAUCAGGGAAACUCAGUUCAGAUGAUAUUGAUGAUCUGGAGAUAGAUCAGGCAAGCAAUUUAGAUGACAACCAUGGUUUGUCUAUGUCAAUGGCUUCCCUUUAUUCAGACGCAGACAUUGCUAAAAAACCUAGAGGUGCUCCAGAUGGCGCAUCGGAUAUAUUGUCAGCAGAAGGGGUUGCACUCUCCUUAAUUAGUAAAUUUAAUGAGAAACAUUUACCCAGGGCAUCAGAUUUGGAGUGGUUAGUGUCUGAAGAAGACGCUCCCCAGGCUUUAUUGCCUCUACCAAAAAGUUGGCCGGUCAGCCCAGAUGAUCCACAAGAAAUUGCUAUACCUCUAAGGGGGACAAAAGAUUGGGCGCCUCCGCGUCCGCAAAUUGUGUUGAGUCUGCAUCCAUCCCCCUCAAGAAAAUUGCUUAUGGAGAAACAGUUCUACAGGUGCGCGGGGUGCGGCAUGAGGGUAGCACAGCAGUAUGCAAUGAAAUUUCGAUAUUGUGAAUAUCUCGGUAAAUAUUUUUGCACUGGCUGCCACAAAAACCAAGUUGCUUUAAUUCCGGCUCGAGUUUUGCACAAAUGGGAUUUCAACAGAUAUCCCGUGUCAACUUUUUCUUAUAAACUGCUGGAGCAAAUGUAUUUGGAUCCCCUCUUCAGAGUGUUUGAGUUAAAUAAGAAUAUAGGCAAGCUCUCCAAGAAUCUAAUUUUCAUCCAUAAGUAUAGAGUAGGCCUUCUUUACCUUAAGGAAUAUAUAUUCAGCUGUCGAUUUGCCGAAACGGUCCAAGAAACCAUGGAACAAGAGCUUCCUGUUUAUUUUUUGACAAAACCCGACGAGUACUCAAUGGAUGAUCUUGUUAAUAUCAAAAAUGGUAAUAUGAAAGCCAAGAUGAAAUAUUUGGUGGGGAUUUGCUGCAAGCAUACCUCAGAGUGUAAGCUGUGCUUAGCCAGAGGUUUUAUCUGUGAAAUCUGUAAAAGAGACGAGAUUAUUUUUCCGUGGCAAAUGCGAAUCGUUACUAGAUGUGGCAAGUGCUUUUCUUGCUAUCACACCAAAUGUUGGAAUAGUUCCAAACAAUUGUGUGAGAAGUGCGAGAGGAUAAUGAAGCGUAAAUAUGAUUCCGCCGAAGACAGUAAGAUGUAAAGAUUAUUAUUUUGACUAUUAUAAAUGAUAUUCGAAAAAUAUGCUAGUUAAUGUGACUGACUUUUUAACGUUGUUAUCAUAAAGGAGUAAAUAAAUAA